Carassius auratus (goldfish) is the source of this 1635-nucleotide messenger RNA. RefSeq names its product colorectal mutant cancer protein-like. The record is from RefSeq and is a predicted model, not a curated record. Lineage: Eukaryota; Metazoa; Chordata; Actinopteri; Cypriniformes; Cyprinidae. The transcript is spliced from 7 exons. The coding region runs from base 1 to 981 and encodes 326 amino acids.
AUGGGAUAUUUUGAUGUGUGUGUGAUGGCAGGAGAGCAGGCGGGUGAAGAGAGCAUCACACAGAUCCUGAAGAAACGCGGAGCUGCAUUUGCGGUCCCAGCCCUGGGAGAGUCUCUCAUCCCCAACAGCCACACCAGCACCACCAGCUCGACGGCCAGCAGCUGUGACACUGAUUUCUCCAAAGACGACGAGCAGCGUCUGAAGGACUACGUGCAGCAGCUGAAGAACGACCGAGCGGCCGUCAAGCUGACCAUGCUGGAGCUGGAGAGCGUCCACAUCGACCCGCUGAACUACGACCUCAAACCCCGCGCAGACUCGCAGAGACUCGACCUGGAGAACGCCGUGCUCAUGCAGGAGCUCAUGGCCAUGAAGGAGGAGAUGGCAGAGCUGAAGGCUCAGCUGUAUCUGCUGGAGAAGGAGAAGAAAGCUCUGGAGCUGAAGCUGAGCACACGUGAGGCUCAGGAACAGGCCUAUCUGGUGCACAUCGAGCAUCUGAAGUCUGAGGUGGAGGAACAUCAGGAACAGAGACGGCGAUCGCUCAACUCCACCAGCAGCAGCGCUGGAGCCAAAGACAAGAGCGGGAAGGACUCUGGUGAUUCUCCGGUGAUCAGUCUGUCUGAUCUGAGGAGUUUGAGUGACAGCGACCUCGCGGCGGAGCUCACCAGCGCCCUCAGGAGAGAGAAGAAGCUGAAGGGUCGUGUUCAGGAGUUGGUCGCGGCGUUAGAAAGACUCACUAAGAGCAGUGAAGUCAGACAUCAGCAGUCAUCGGAGUUCGUUAACGACCUUAAACGAGCCAACAGUAAUCUGGUGGCAGCGUACGAGAAAGCCAAGAAGAAGCACCAGAACAAGCUGAAGAAGCUGGAGUCUCAGAUGAUGGCGAUGGUGGAGCGUCACGAGACGCAGGUGCGGAUGCUGAAACAGCGCAUCGCUCUCCUGGAGGAGGAGACGUCUCGACCGCACACCAGCGAGACCUCGCUCUGAGGAGAAGACGUUUCUCAGGAUGUUCACGCUGCUCUUUCACACACAACAGCCACUGUUAAACUACAGGAAUCAUCAUGAACACGUGAAGCGCUGGCUCAGACGUGCUCGUUUUGUCAAGGAUGAGACGGCAUUUAGAUCUUUUUUCCAAUUCUCACUUAUGAGGUUCACCGUUUUUAAUGCUCUCACUAGUCCAACCCGGCGAUUGAGAUGACAUAUCUCUUAUAAAUCCUCAUAAUUAUUCAUGACUUUAGAAGGAAAUGACAUGAACACACACUCACUAGUUAUAUUUCAUAAUCAUACAGUGUAGAGGAAUGCAUUUAAUACAAUUAAUGUGAACGAGGUUUAAAGCCUCAGAUGAAGAUUCUGUCGUCAUUUACUCAGUUUCUUAACAUCUGAUAAUCUGUGCUCCGUUUAUAAUCCAGAUUGGACGAAUUUAGGCCUUAUGAUCAAUAUGUGAUGAAUUAUGAGUUAGUAAUUUGUUAAAACGCCACUUAGACCAAAUUUAAUCGGCUGAUGAGAUGUUAAACAAUCGUAUAUUAUUUUAUUGGUAACACUUUAGUCUAACAUUCAUUAACUAUAAUUAACUAAAAAUAAACAUUAUUAAUAAAAAUGCAGUUGUUCAUUUUUUAUAUUUGUUUAUUUGUGCAUUAAUAU